Coregonus clupeaformis (lake whitefish) is the source of this 6290-nucleotide messenger RNA. Its product is annotated as eukaryotic translation initiation factor 4 gamma 1-like. Gene Ontology annotation, molecular function: translation initiation factor activity; protein binding; mRNA binding. The transcript has 32 exons. The coding region runs from base 493 to 5724 and encodes 1743 amino acids. NCBI's taxonomy places the organism in Eukaryota, Metazoa, Chordata, Actinopteri, Salmoniformes, Salmonidae. The record is from RefSeq and is a predicted model, not a curated record. Gene Ontology annotation, cellular component: eukaryotic translation initiation factor 4F complex.
UCCGGGACCGUCCAUUCCGUCCGACUGCGGACUGAAGGAGUGAAAGGGAAAAGUUAAGGUUUCCAACUAUAUUCUUUGCUAAUUCAGAACUGUGUGAGCAACCAAGUGACAAUCCACAUUCAUCCGCGCUUUUAAAUGGACUUUAAGCCCAGUAUCUCGAGCUGUCGCUUCUUUCCCAGACUGAUUUUUCCUAAGCUAGCCCGACCAACCCCCACCCCAAAAAGGGAUAGGACACCCCCUUCCUAGGUGGUAAACGUUAUCUUACGAAAGAAAAUUGACGAAGGCAGACGAUUUAGACAGAAGGAACCAGAACAUUUUCAUCCCUUUAUUAGCUAGCUAUUACCCUUCAACUUUUAGCACAUUUCUGGUUGAUCAGAGGACAGACGACCACCACGUUGGCACACCACAGAGCCUUGCUCCCGUUCCUGGGACUAAACACAGUUCAAAGUAUUUCUGUACAGGUCCGAGUGCGCCCAUGCAGAACCACAUGAAAUGAAUAAAGCACCACAGCCUAUAACAGGAUCCCCCUCUGUCCCCCACCCAGCGUCCUCCCCCGGACUCCAACUACCCACUUUCCCUCCUGGACAGCCCCCAUCUGUUGUCUUUGCCACCCCACCUCCACAAAUGAACCCAGCGCCACAGCCCCGACAGGGAGGAUUCAGGUCACUGCAGCCAUACUACAGCCGGCCCAGCAAUGCCCCCCUGGUGCCCCCGAACAGCACGCCGAGGACCGUGGCACCCACACACGUCUACCAGCCAGGCCAACAGAUGAUGAUAAUCCCCUCACAGCAGAUCCCCUUCCCCAACCAACAAGGCCCCGCCUACUUCAUACCCGGACAGUACCGGUCAACGUACGUGGCCACCCCUCAGCAGUACCCGGUCCCGCCGGGCACCCCAGGCUUCUACCCAGGCACCAGCCCAGCUGAAUAUGCAGGGGCAUACUUCCAGGCCCAACAGCAGUACACAUCCUCCGUCAUCAUGAACCCUCCCCCCCAGCAGCAGCAACUACCUCCACAGCAACAGAUCCAUCCCAAAAGGGAGCGCAAACAGAUCAUAAUACGAGACCCUAACCAGGGUGGUAAAGACAUCACUGAGGAGAUUAUGUCAGGGGGCACCCGCAGUGGUGCCACCCCCACACCCCCACAGGUGAGCGACGACUCUUCAGAGUCAUCUAUAUCUGGAUCAGAGGGCCCAGCCGUUGCCCAGGCCAACGGUGAGAACGUGACACCUGGCGUCGUCAGACCAGAUGACCGAGGGAAACCUGCAGCCACUCUCAUCACUGGCCCCCCAGCCCCGUCUAAAACCCCUGAACUGGUCAAGACUGCCCCUGCCCCUACAGAGGUCAAACCCCCAGACACGGACAGUAACUCCCCUUCCUUACCCCAGGACCUACCCACCCCCCCACCCUCAACUAGUCCCGUUGCAGACGUGAUGGACGCACCAGCCCCGGCCGCUGCUCCAUCCCCAUCUGCCCCUGAAGUGCCCGCUUACCCUGCGCCCCUGCCUGAACCCCGCCCCACUCCUGCAGCCGAGGAGCAGCCCUCAGCCGCCAAGGAGGCUCGGGAGGAGGAGAAGGAGAUUAAAGAGGAGGUGGCGAAGGCUAGGGAGGAGGUGACUACAUCAUCCAAACCUGAGCCUUCCCUUGCUCCAGUGACCACCCCAAGCAGCAGCACUAACAGUGUGUCUGCCACCCAGCCUCCCCGAGCCGAGGAGGAGGAGCCAUCAGCCCUGUCCAUCACCUUGCCCUCCCCCCAGGCAGCAAAACCCCCGCUGGAGUCUCCCAUCGCCCAGCCAGAGGAGCUCAGGCUGCCCAACGGCCUGCCUCUCCCCAGCCCACAGGACCCUGAGAAGGUGUCUGCAGAGUCGUCGGAGUGUGACGUCAGCCCCAUCGCUGAGCCUGAGGUGGCCCACUUACAGAGGGAGGCACCCGUGCCUAAACCCAUGCCUGUUGCCGUGACGGCAUCGCCUGUUGCCGUGACGCCAACGCCCGUUGCCGUGACGCCAACGCCCGCCCCCGUUGCCGUGACGCCAACGCCCGUUGCCGUGACGCCAAUGCCCGCCCCCGUUGCCGUGACGCCAAUGCCCGCCCCCGUUGCCGUGACGCCAAUGCCCGCCCCCGUUGCCGUGACACCAAUGCCCGCCCCUGUUGCCGUCCAGGUGACUGUUGCCCCCGUGGUCCUAGCUGAGACUGCUACUACUACAGAGGUAACCCCUCCCCGUGUGGAAGACCAGAUGGACUCUCCACCACCACAGAGCAACACCCCAGCCGGGGAGAGUUCUAUGCAAGCUGCUGUUUCUGUGCCGAAGAAAAAGAGGAAGAUGAAGGAUCUGAACAAGAAGGAGGCUGUUGGAGACCUCCUGGAUGCCUUUAAGGAGGAGCAGGUAGUGCAGAGCCCGCCUGAGCCAGAGCAGGCCACACCCACUUCUGCCGCUGACGCUGAGGAGCCCCGCCCAGCCGCCACCCCUGCAGUCGAAGAGGUGGAUGAGACGUGGGAGGAGAAGGAAGACAAACUGGAUGCAGAGAACAUUGAACCCAAGCCCGGGGAUCUGAAGUACCAGUACAGAGAGGAACUAUGUAGGCCUAUAGACCCAGAGGAGAAGAAGAGGUAUGACAGGGACUUCCUGCUGGGCUUCCAGUUCAUCAGUGCCGCCAUGUCCAAGCCUGAGGGCCUGCCUCAGAUCAGUGAUGUCGUGCUGGACAAGGCGAAUAAGGCCCCUCUCCGCCAGUUGGACCCCGGCCGUUUGCCGGGGAUGAACAUGGGCACUGACUUCACGCCCUCGUUUGCCAACCUGGGCAGGCCUGGAAUGGGAGGGGGAGGAGGAGGAGGAGGUGGUGGAGGAGGAGGAGGAGGUGGCCACAGAGGAGGACCACCCUCUGGUAUGGGUGGUGGAGGACCACGUCGCUCCCAGCAGGGCCAGCGUAAGGAACCCAGGAGGAUCAUCAACAUCUCUUCGUCUCUGACGGACGACGUGAAGCUCAAUAAGGCUGAGAAGGCCUGGAAGCCCGCCGUCAAGAAGGCUACCAGUGGGCAAGCUGCUCCUGAGGAGGAGAGCGACGACCCAGAACAGGCCAAGACCCAGGAGCUGUUCAAGAGGGUCCGUAGUAUCCUGAACAAGCUGACCCCUCAGAUGUUCCAACAGCUGAUGAAGCAGGUCACAGAGCUGACCAUCGAUACGGAGGAGAGGCUGAAGGGAGUGAUAGAUCUGAUCUUUGAGAAGGCCAUCUCUGAACCCAACUUCUCCGUGGCCUACGCCAACAUGUGCCGCUGCCUUAUGGGGCUCAAAGUCCCCACUACAGACAAGCCGGGAGUCACUGUGAAUUUCCGCAAGCUGCUUCUGAACCGCUGUCAGAAGGAGUUUGAGAAGGACAAGGACGAUGAUGUCAUCUUUGAGGAGAAGCAGAAAGAGCUGGACGCUGCAGCCACGGAGGAGAAGGAUCGACUGAAGGCGGAGCUGGAGGAGGCCAAAGACAAGGCACGGCGGAGGUCGCUAGGCAACAUCAAGUUCAUCGGUGAGCUGUUCAAGCUGAAGAUGCUGACGGAGGCCAUCAUGCACGACUGCAUCGUCAAGCUGCUGAAGAACCACGAUGAGGAGUCGCUAGAGUGCCUCUGUAGACUCUUGUCCACUAUAGGGAAGGACCUGGACUUUGAGAAGGCAAAGCCUCGUAUGGACCAGUACUUUGCCCAGAUGGACAAGAUCAUCAAGGAGAAGAAGACAUCGUCCAGAAUCCGCUUCAUGCUGCAGGACGUACUGGACCUCAGGAGGAACACGUGGGUCCCCAGGAGAGGAGAGCAGGGCCCCAAGACCAUAGACCAGAUCCACAAGGAGGCUGAGCUGGAGGAGCACAGGGAGGUUCUCAAGGUGCAGCAACAACUCCUCAACCAGAACACCCGAGGAGGAAGUGGAGGACGUGGUGGAGGAGGAGGAGGAGGAGGAGGAGGAGGAGGAAGAGAUCAGGGGAACCGCGGGGGCCAACACCCCCAGGCGGGCCAGAGGAGUCAGCCUCAGGAUGAGGGCUGGAACACAGUUCCCAUCUCCACCAAGAGCAGACCCAUCGACACCAGCCGACUCAGCAAGAUCACUAAGCCUGGGGCUUUGGACUUCAACAACCAGCUGCUGGCGCCCCAGCUCGGGGGCAAGGGCAUGUGGGGCAGCUGGGGUAAGGGUAGCAGUGGAGGCACCACCGGAGCCAAACCCGCUGGGGAAGCCACCCCAGAGUCAGGAGGCCGCCCAGCCACCAGCACCCUCAACAGGUUCUCAGCCCUGCAGCCACAGCAGCCCUCACAGGACUCGGACAGAAGACUUCCUCAGAGGAACAGCUCGAGCCGGGACCGUGGCAGCGACAGAUUUGAGCGUCAUGACCGUGGCAGCAACGACCGCUUCGACCGGCGGGACGACCGGGACAGGAACCGGCCCCCGGUCAGCAAGCGGAGCUUUAGCAGGGAGACAGAGGAGCACAGCAGAGAGAGGGAGCACCGUGGCCCUGCUGAUCCCGUACGCCGCGUAGCCAGCAUGACCGACGACAGGGACCGGGGCAGCAGAGACCGAGCUAGGAGCAAAGAGAAUGUGAAGAGGGAAGCUGCUCCAACCCCCCCUCCUCCCCAGACCAAACCUGCCUUGAGUGAAGAAGAGCUGGAGAAGAAGUCCACAGCUAUCAUAGAGGAGUACCUACACAUCAAUGACAUGAAGGAGGCGCUGCAGUGUGUAGUGGAGAUGAACAGCACCCCGCUGCUCUUUGUGUUUGUACGGAGCGGUCUGGAGUCCACUCUGGAGCGCAGCCCCAUCGCCAGAGAACGCAUGGGCCUGCUGCUGCACCAGCUGUACAAGGCAGGCACCCUGCCCACAGAGCAGUACUACAGAGGGCUUCAGGAGAUACUGGAGGUGGCAGAGGACAUGGCUAUAGACAUCCCACAUAUCUGGCUCUACCUGGCUGAGCUCAUCACCCCUAUGCUCCACGAAGGAGGCAUCCCCAUGGGACAGCUCUUCAAAGAGAUAUCCAAGCCCCUGGUUCCUCAGGGGACGGCUGGAGUUCUGCUGGUCCAGGUCCUUACCCUACUCUGCAAAGGAAUGAGCCAUAAAAAGGCAGGCGCCAUGUGGAGGGAGGCGGGGCUUAGCUGGAAAGACUUUCUGCCUGAGGACGAGGAUGUCAACAAGUUUGUGACAGAAAAGAAUGUGGAGUUCACCCUGGGAGGAGGAGGUGAUGAGACGGAGAAGAGCAGUAAGAAGGAGCUGAGCUCAGAGGAGCUGAACAAACAGCUGGACAGGCUCAUACAGGACAAGGCUGACAACCAGAGGAUCUACGAUUGGGUCGAGGCUAACCUGGACGAGACACAGAUAUCCUCCAACGUGUUUGUCAGAGCAGUCAUGACAUCCAUCUGCCAGUCGGCCAUCAUCUGUGAAAACCCUUCCAAGUUGGAUGCGAAGGUGAUCACCCAGAGGGCCAAGCUGCUCCACAAGUACCUGAAGGAUGAGCAGAAGGAGCUGCAGGCCCUCUACGCCCUGCAGGCCCUCAUGGUGGAGAUGGAGCAACCUGCCAACCUGCUGCGGAUGUUCUUUGACACGCUGUACGACGAGGACGUGAUCAAAGAGGAGGCCUUCUACAAGUGGGAGUCAAGCAAGGACCCAGCUGAGAUGCAGGGCAAGGGUGUGGCCCUGAAGUCCGUCACUGCCUUCUUCACCUGGCUCCGUGAGGCCGAGGACGAGGAGUCUGACAACAACAGCUAGGACCUGCUCACCAGCGCCCCCUGGACUGGAGGAGGAAAGAGAACAUGCUGUCUAAUGAUUUAGAAUCUGCAAAAUCCUUCUGCGAAAAUUUAAAAAAAAAAAAGACUGGGGAAAGAAUCAGCUGGGAGAUUCUACUACAGAUCCAAACAUGCAAUCGUUUUUCUUUUAUUUUUUUGUUUAUUUUGCGCUGCCAAUUGUUUUUGAACUAAAGUGAAAUAUAUUGAGAAACAAAUUGCAAGAGAAUGAUAAGCGUUACAACAAGCUGUAGGGGUGGCUGUUUCCUUUCCUUCAGUGUUUUGAGGUUUUAAAGGCGUCAUGUUGCCAUAGCAACACUAUUCAUGAUGUUUAGCAAAACAACAAAAGAAAAUCCCCAACAGACAACGAACUAAUAAAGGCUGCUCAUAUAUAUAUAUUUUUGAUUACAUCAUAUAUUGUGUUGAAUGAGACAUGAUGGCCAUGUCGAAUGUGUGAUUCUAUAUGACUGUCAGCGAUUAGCACUUUCUUUUCGAGUGUAGGAUGAUUGGAGUGUUUCUUUUUUUUAUAUAAAGAAAAGUGGUCAUGCUGGA